AGCUGAUAUGUUAUCUCAAAAUGGCCAUACAUUAGCUGAUACAUUGCAUAAAGAUCUGUACUGCGUUACAUUUCUUUGUUGUGCAUCCCUGCUAAACCUUUUUUGGAAAUUUAAUCUUCCAUGACCCACAUAAUAUUUCCUCCACACAAGCUCACGUGCAUAUUCAUAUAAGCUGAUAUACAUGUAUGCCUUCAGCAACUGCAUGACUCACACCAUCGCCAUUGCUAAACUAACCCGGGAGAGAAAUACAAAUGUUUAGGUACGAGGCUGCGAUGAGCACGGAAAAGCAACGGCAAGCGCGGAAGGUUGUGGAUUAAGCCAUUGAAUCCUCUGCAGUGGGUGGGAGGGGGGCGAGAGAGAUUGUGUUGGAGAGGGAGAGAGAGAUGGGUCUUAUUCUGUCAUGUGCUGUUAGAGGCAACAGAAAGAGUGAAAAAAGAGAUGCAGGAGCAAAAGGACCCUCAGCCUAAAUCUGCCAACAGCCUGGGAAAGGCUCAUCCUGCCUUGAAGGCCUUUAUGUGUGGCUCUCUCAGUGGCACCUGCUCCACUUUGCUCUUCCAGCCUCUGGAUCUGGUGAAGACCAGACUGCAGACCCUCCAGAACAACAUGCACCCGGGUGCUCCUAAAGUGGGGAUGAUUACAGUGUUUUUCAACGUGAUCCGCACAGAGAAGCUGCUCGGCCUGUGGAAGGGGGUUUCACCGUCAUUUAUGCGUUGUAUUCCUGGCGUCGGGAUUUACUUCAGCACAUUUUACUCGCUGAAGCAGCAUUUCUUCCAGGAUGGGUCUCCGAAUGCAGGAGAGGCGGUGUUGCUAGGUGCAGGUGCCCGGUGCGUGGCAGGCGUGGCCAUGCUGCCCUUUACAGUCAUCAAGACUCGGUUUGAGAGUGGCCGAUACCACUACAAAAGCGUAGCUGGAGCUCUUAAAAGUGUGUGUCAGAACGAGGGUCCAAAGGCUUUGUAUUCUGGGCUCACGGCGACUUUGCUCAGAGAUGCUCCAUUCUCUGGUAUAUAUGUGAUGUUUUACAGUCAGGCGAAAAAGUCCCUACCACAGGAGAUCAGCUCAUCGUCUUUUGUACCUGUGGUUAACUUCAGCUGUGGAGUAGUUGCUGGUAUUUUGGCCUCUUUGGCCACUCAGCCAGCAGACGUGAUAAAAACUCAUGUGCAAGUGAAUCCACAACUGUAUCCCAGGACCAGCGAUGCUGUGCGCUUUGUUUAUUCUGAACAUGGCCUGAGUGGGUUUUUUCGGGGAGCGGUUCCUCGUUCGAUGAGGAGAACCCUCAUGGCUGCGAUGGCCUGGACGGUGUACGAGCAGCUGAUGGCCCGCAUGGGCCUGAAGUCCUAAAGUCGCCUUCUGCACGUUAUCUGUGGACUUUCAUACUGUGUUUGUGUGUGUCAGUUACAGAGAGCCUUUGCAGAUAACGGCAGACAGAUUUGGUGAAAACGAAAGCAAGCAGAGCUGGCUAAGCUACCGGCGAAAGAAGAGUCAUGUGUCCGUGUGUGUUUGUAUUUUUUAAGUGCAGUGAGUCGUGACACCUUGUGACACCUCUGACAUUGACAUUCCUGAAUCAUCGUGUGAGUUUGUCAGACUGUUUCCGUCCACAUUUUCAGAGUGAUGUCUUCGCUGAAACAUACCAAUGAGAGACGGACAGCUCACAUGAAAGUCCCGCUGGCACUUUUGCCAGCCAGCAUUUGCCAACAAUGACUCUGUGGGCAUCUUAACUUGAGCCUUUUCACUUCAGUUGAAAAUCCUUUUAGUGUAGAAUGAGACUUUAUAAAGACAUGUUGAUCAAAUCCUCCAGCGCUCAGACAAUCAGACAGAGAACCUGAAUUAACACCACAUGACUUACCCAUAGACCCCGGUAUUGACUGAUAAUUUUGCAUCUCAAUGCGAUGAUUUGUGCUAUGCUGCUGGUCUUUGGUGCGGAUGUUUGGAGAGACUGUGAAUUUAAAUCGCUGGUUUUAUUUUCUUUUACAUAACCUCGCCUGAAAUGAACAACAGUUUCCAGGGUUCAGACAAAGCAAGGGUUUUGCCUGAUCAAGAGUUUCAUCAGGAUAAAGAUUAAAAUGAUCAUUUGAAAUGGAAAGUAUCCGUGAUGUUUGCAAGUGUGUUGUCAACUUUGAUUGAUGUUGUUUUGUGUAAAUCUUGCUGUAAGACACCAUUGGUGUAUUGUGCAGCCAACAUAGGGUGAAUCUCAAGAUACCUGAAGAACUAAUAGUAAUAUUUAAUCUCCAAAAUCAUAAAAAAACUUAUUUUGGCAUUAUUACAUUAAUCUCAAAAUGCAAAAAAAUCAGUCAUAAAAUUGGUUCAUAAGCUUUGUGCACAUAAAUUCAGGUUGAUCUGGACAGUUUUUUAAAAACUCAAAGUCAGAAAACCUAAUUUGAAUUUGGUUUUGCAAAGAAAUGUGACGUUUUAUAAUGAGGUACACCCUGUACGCCUUUGGGUUUGUUAGUCUUUAUGAUGAUAUUUUGCCUAAAAACACUUUUUCACACAAUCGUGCUUUAAGCGUGAGUUUAUGUUAAGUGGAGGUUCAUAUUAAAGUAUGUAACCUAACUAGGUUUAUAUGUGUGUUGAGAUGAGUUAAUUAAACUGGAUCACACUACAUAGAUCUAUACAUCAUAGUUUGUUAAAGCACUUUAAUUUCUGUGAAGUGAACUCUAUUGAAGCUGAAACUGGUUGGUGUGUGUAUGUGUUGAUCAAACAUUGCUGUCUGUGCUUUGUGCUGUAUUGUGAAGAUAUUCUGUUGCCUUCACACAAUCAGUAUUGUAUAUUCAGCAUUUCUUAUUGUUAAUAUUUUGUGUGUGAAAAUACUUGCACAUGCAAAUGUUGUGCCUAUGUUAAACAAAUAAAUAAAUCUGCCCCAUUUUUUAAUUAAA
Molecule: messenger RNA, 2870 nt
Organism: Paramisgurnus dabryanus
Lineage: Eukaryota; Metazoa; Chordata; Actinopteri; Cypriniformes; Cobitidae
Source: RefSeq, a predicted model, not a curated record